Molecule: messenger RNA, 975 nt
Organism: Colletotrichum higginsianum IMI 349063
Lineage: Eukaryota; Fungi; Ascomycota; Sordariomycetes; Glomerellales; Glomerellaceae
Product: Vacuolar membrane pq loop repeat protein
Exons: 4
Coding region: 1-975 (324 amino acids)
Biological process (GO): basic amino acid transmembrane export from vacuole
Cellular component (GO): fungal-type vacuole membrane
Source: RefSeq, a predicted model, not a curated record
AUGGCUUCAUUUGCCGUCACGGCUUACGCCGCCUUAUCGCACACGCCCAAGGCCGAGGAAGCUCUGUCGGGAAUCUUUGGCAGCAUCAGCUUGACCGCGUGGAUAUGCCUCCUCCUGCCGCAGCUCCUCGCCAAUUACAAGGCACAGAGCGCUGACGGCCUGUCUAUGGGCUUCCUGAUCAUCUGGCUGAUCGGCGACGCGACGAACCUCCUAGGCGCCCUCUUCACGCACCUUGCACCGACAGCAGUCGCCCUCGCGACCUAUUUCUGCUUCGCAGACCUCAUUCUCAUUGGCCAGUGCGUCUAUUACAACACCAAGAAUGCCCGUCGCGCGUCACGCCGCCGCUCCUCCGUCGCCCCGGCGGAAGCCACCGAAGACGAGCCCCUCCUCCCGUCCCCGCGCCGCCGCAGCUCCUCUGCCGCCGGCCUCCCCGGCUCGCAUCGUCGCCAGGGCCUGCACGAGGAGAGCUCGCUCGACCCGCUGCGCAAGAUGGUCACGGGCGAGGACGACACCCCGGACAGCAACCCGUGGCUGCACAACACACUGAGCAUCUUUGCCGUGUACCUCGUCGGUGCGGCCGGGUGGUUCGUCUCGUACAAGGCGGGCGCGUGGGACUCACCGGAUGCGGACCUCGGCGCGCCUGGACAGGCGGCCGGCACGCUGGAGAAGGUGGGCUUGUUCCUGGGCUAUGUCAGUGCCGUGUGCUAUCUCACGGCACGGAUCCCGCAGAUUGUGAAGAACUACCGGGAGAAGUCUUGUGAAGGCCUCGCGCUGCUCUUCUUCCUCCUCUCACUCACCGGAAACCUCACCUAUGGCGCUAGUCUGGUCGCCUUCAAGCAGGACAAGGCCUAUCUCCUCAACGCGCUUCCAUGGCUGCUCGGAUCCCUGGGUACGAUAGCUGAGGAUUUCGUCAUCUUUGCGCAAUUCCACAUGUACGCGCCGCGUCGCGAGGCGAAGCUGGACGACCAGGCGUAA